UGCAGGUCAAAGGUCAGCGCAGGUGGUGGUCGACUCUGGACGGAGAUGAUGUCCAUGCAAAUGAGUGAGGCGGACAGUGUGGUGAAGGUGGCGGAGUGGCAGCAGACCUACUACGCCUCCGACUCCGGCAUCCAAUCAGGAGCCACGACGGUGCGGGAUGACGAGAGCAACACCGAGUACAGCGGCAGUAAAAAGUACACGGCCAGUACAGCAGCCAGUACUGCGAACGCUGCCGGGACAGCGACCGCCGGGGGGGGAGGGGACACGGCCGCCGGAGGACUGGACAGCCCCACAGACCUGGACGCUCAGUACUCCCUCACCCGGGCUCAGCGCGUCAGGGCCGCCAUGUUCCCGGAGACGCUGGUGGAGGGGGAGGCGGCCAUGCCCAUCCAAUCGGAUCCCUCGCAGCAGAGCAACGUGCAGCGAUUGGCUGAGCCGUCGCAGCUGCUGAAGACGGCCAUCGUCCACCUCAUCAACUACCAGGACGACGCCGAGCUGGCCACCCGGGCCGUGCCGGAGCUCACCAAGCUGCUGGCCGACGAGGACCCGGUGGUGGUGAACAAGGCGGCCAUGAUAGUGAACCAGCUGACCCGGAAGGAGGCCAGCCGCCGGGUGCUGGUGCAGUCUCCGGCCAUGGUGGGCGCCGUGGUGCGCGCCAUGACGACGGCGGUUGACAUGGAGACGGCCCGGUGUGCGGCCAGCGUGCUGCACAGCCUGUCGCACCAGAGGGAAGGACUGCUGGCCAUUUUCAAGUCUGGAGGGAUACCGGCCCUGGUCCGCAUGCUGAGUUCGCCCGUGGAGUCGGUCUUGUUCUACGCCAUCACCACCCUCCACAACCUGCUGCUGCACCAGGAGGGGGCCAAGAUGGCGGUGCGCCUGGCCGACGGCCUGCAGAGGAUGGUCCCCCUGCUGAAGAAGAGCAACCCCAAGUUCCUCGCCAUCACCACCGACUGUCUGCAGCUGCUGUCCUACGGCAACCAGGAGAGCAAGCUGAUCAUCCUGGCCAAUGGGGGCCCAGAGGGGCUGGUGUUCAUCAUGAGGAACUACAACUACGAGAAGCUGCUGUGGACGACCAGCCGGGUGCUCAAGGUGCUCUCCGUGUGUCCCAGCAACAAGCCGGCCAUCGUGGAGGCCGGUGGCAUGCAGGCUUUGGGCCAGCACCUGACCGGCUCCAGUCAGCGUCUGAUCCAGAACUGUCUGUGGACGCUGCGCAACCUGUCAGACGCUGCAACCAAACAGGAGGGGUUAGACGGUUUGCUGCAGAUCCUGGUCACCCAGUUGGGCUCGGAUGACGUCAACAUGCUGACCUGCGCCACCGGCAUCCUGUCCAACCUCACCUGCAACAACUCACGCAACAAGACGCUGGUGACGCAGUACGGCGGCGUGGAGGCGCUGAUCCACGCCGUGCUGCGGGCCGGGGAGAAGGAGGACGUGGCGGAGCCGGCGGUGUGCGCCCUGCGGCACCUCACCUCCCGCCACCAGGACGCCGAGCUGGCCCAGAAUGCCGUGCGGCUGCACUACGGCAUCCCGGCCGUCGUCAAGCUGCUGGGGCAGCCGCACUACUGGCCUGUGGUGAAGGCUACGGUUGGUCUGAUCCGGAACCUGGCGCUGUGCCCGACCAAUCAGGCGCCGCUGAGGGAAGCGGGCGCCAUCCCACGAUUGGUCAACCUGCUGCUGAAGGCUCACCAGGACACGCAGAGACACGCCUCCUCCGCUCAGCAGACAUACCAGGAUGGGGUUCGUAUGGAGGAGAUCGUGGAGGGCUGCACAGGAGCGCUUCACAUCCUGGCCAGAGAUCCCAUCAACAGAGGAGAGAUCGCCAGCAUGCAAACCAUACCGCUGUUUGUACAGCUGCUGUACUCGUACGUGGAGAACGUGAAGCGGGUGUCGGCCGGCGUCCUGUGUGAGCUGGCGUUAGACAAACAGUCUGCAGAGCUCAUCGAUGCAGAGGGAGCCUCAGCGCCGCUCAUGGAGCUGCUGCACUCCAACAACGAGGGGAUCGCCACCUACGCCGCGGCGGUGCUGUUCCGAAUUUCGGAGGAUAAGAGUUCAGACUACAGGAAGAGAGUCUCGGUGGAGCUCACACACUCUCUGUUCAAGCACGACCCGGCUGCCUGGAGAUGGCUCACACUGCCGUUCCUUUGGAGCCGAGUUACCUUGCUGAUGAGUUGGACGGGUCUUACCCUCCGUACGGCUACGCUGAUCUGCCUCUGGACACUCUGCCGCUGGACCCCGACCUCCAUGAACCCUACAUCCCCGACAUGACCUACGACCCGAGACAAGCCUACCCUGAACCCCUCUAACAGGAACGUAUAAAGGAGACGCAUACUGAGAAGGAGAGGACAAGAGCGAACCACAAGACUAAAGACGGGACGAAUGGACGGAGGAACGAGGAGUCGAGAGGUUUUUAAUCACCAAGGGAAUCAGCCCUUCCCCCCGGGGGGCUGAGCAGAAAUCCCGCUUGGCAAUCAAGAACUGAUAACGAAAGAAAGAUCAUUUAUUAAAAAAAAAAAAAAAAAUACAA
Molecule: messenger RNA, 2524 nt
Organism: Myripristis murdjan (pinecone soldierfish)
Lineage: Eukaryota; Metazoa; Chordata; Actinopteri; Holocentriformes; Holocentridae
Product: junction plakoglobin-like
Exons: 16
Coding region: 46-2265 (739 amino acids)
Biological process (GO): cell adhesion
Molecular function (GO): cadherin binding
Source: RefSeq, a predicted model, not a curated record